Molecule: messenger RNA, 1751 nt
Organism: Cephus cinctus (wheat stem sawfly)
Lineage: Eukaryota; Metazoa; Arthropoda; Insecta; Hymenoptera; Cephidae
Exons: 3
Coding region: 488-1675 (395 amino acids)
Source: RefSeq, a predicted model, not a curated record
AUUAAUAGAUAUGUAAUAAAGUAAAAGUAUUCACAAUUAUUCUGUCUUCCGAAGUAUAUAUGACCUUAUAGCAAUAGAUUUCUCAGCAUUAGAUAAACUCUCGCAGUACUAUGAGUUCAAGGAUCCUAAAGGAUAAUCAUGUAGUGUACAGUUUCUGCUGCUUUAUUCUCCUUCUUCGCAUACCUUCAGAUAUUGAACUAUUUCGUUGUCAAGCAAAUAAACACUACGUGAGUAACGCAAAGUUUUCGGCCUCCUAAUGCGGGCCUUCCUAUAUAGUACAGGUAAGACAAUCAAUGCGUAAUGUUAAAGUAAGACAGUCGACAAACGUAUCCAUACCCAUGUAAAGCACAGUAGUGCUGAAGAGACUAUCUAAAUGAUGGAAAAAUUUAUAAAUUAAAGAAAAGUUUUUAAAAAGUUGGUCCAUUAAAUAAAUAGGAAUCUACAAAAAAGUAAAUUAAAGAAAAAUACAACAAAAUGUUACAAAGAUAUGACUUCCUGGCAAAGAUGCUGUGCCUAUUGUCCAGGAAAUCUAGCCCGGUCGAAGGAUCCUCGGGAACACGUAUGUAACGUUCCAAAGUACGCCUCAGGAACAUUGAAAUUUUCUUCCCUAAGUGGUGCCGUACGGAAUAACCAGGAACGCGAAGAGAGACUGCGGGGAAAACCAAAGAAAGAGAGAGAAAUGCGUUUCUCCUCCUGCUACGACAAUUUUGCUAUCGCUAAGAAAUUUCAUACGGAAAAUCUACAGCAUCAACCAUUACCGGACAAGGUGGACGAUAAUGUCUUUGCGAACUUUAGACGUGCAAAAUCCUCGGGCUCUUUAUCAUCCUGUAAAAGAAAUCAUGACAAAUCUCCAUGUACCAAACAGCAUUCAGAAAUUGUUACUCACUACCCAAGAUGUCUUUAUGGUCCUGAGUUGGGUUGCAAGAAACCAUCAACGUAUAUGGAUCUUGCUAUUUGUUGGGAUGCUCCGAUUAAUCCUGAUUACGAACCUCACCGACCAGUUCAUAUCGAUGGCUCGGAUGGUGGAUCAGCACCAGCCAUUUUUACACUUGUACAACGCGGGAGCAAUAUACAUGACAAUGAAUACCUGAGAUCAACCAGGGUAGACAAAGCUAAGAAUAAACAGGAAAUACCAAGACAGUGUUAUUCCUCCUGUAGAUGCUGUGAAAAUCGUAAGUCUGAGGUACCUCAGUAUAAUUCAGGUGAAAAGGAACUCGCCAAACUCGAGGAACGUUCUGAGCAUGACCUCUGUAAAAAAAUGAAUGAUCUACAAGUCACUGGGAAUGAUUGUCUGUUAGAAGAUAUUGACAAAACUAAUACAGGAAUUCGUGCCAGGCCGCAGCAUGCAGAUUUUCUUCGACAUUGUGCUGCCUGUAACUUUAAUGCGCAGAAAAGCCUUAAAAAAAAUAGACGCCGAUUAAUUCAGUCAGCUAGUAAAUCUCAAAGAGCUCAAAACUCUCGUAACGGACUACCAAACAGUGUGAAUGUUCCAAGACCAAGAACACCAUAUGCGAAACGAUCGUUUUGUAUUGAUACACUGACGCCACCUUUUAGUAUAGUUAAAGGAUGUAGGGAUGCUGAUUAUCCUGAACAUUGGAGACUCAUGUCUGUUUAUCAACAAUCUUAUAGAAAUCCUUAUAAGCAACAAAGAAUGAUGCUUAAUUACAAUCACUGAUCUAUUUGGAUAUAUUCAUUUAAUAUAGAAUUUUAUUUGAACUUAAUUAUUUUUAACGAUGUUUCUGAUAUAUUAA